Messenger RNA from Pollicipes pollicipes, 1516 nucleotides. RefSeq names its product CD109 antigen. Bases 1 to 822 code for a protein of 273 amino acids. The record is from RefSeq and is a predicted model, not a curated record. NCBI's taxonomy places the organism in Eukaryota, Metazoa, Arthropoda, Thecostraca, Pollicipedomorpha, Pollicipedidae. The transcript is spliced from 7 exons.
AUGACACGGGGCUACGAGACCAUGCACUCGGAGCGCGUGCAGGCCGAGUUCGGCUACACGCCGCUGAUCUGGGAGACGGAGACUCCGCCGCGGCUCUCGACGGCCGAACAGUGCCGCUUCUUCACCGCCGACAGCCAGGGUCGCGUCGUCUACCUUAUCCCGCCGCAAGCGCCCAUCGUGGACAGUGUCGAUGUCAGGCUGACCUCGGGAUACGGUGGCGAAGGCCUGUUCCGGAGUCUCGUGACCUUUUUCUCCCCCUCCAACUCCUACCUCACCAUUGACGUUCACCUGCUGCCCGACGAGCUGCCAUGCCGAGGGGACGUCACCGUCCAGCUGCUGACGUCACUGGAGAAGGACGUGCCGCCAAUGGUGUACCAGGUGAUGUCGCGCAGCGAGAUCCUGCGAUCAGGCCGGGUGUCCAGCUCGAGCCUGACACUGUCGGUGACGUCGGCCAUGAGCCCGCAGUUCAAGCUGCUGGUGUUCUUCGUGCUGGACUCGGGCGAGGUGGUGAGCGACGCGGUCGUCCUCAAGGUGGAGCAGUGCUUCAACAACCAGGUGGAUGUCAGCUGGGAUAAGGAGACGGCCCAGCCCGGGGAGUCCGCCUCCUUCACUGUCAGCGCCUCGCCCGACUCCGUAUGUGGCGUCAGCGCCGUCGACCGGAGCACAGAGCUGCUGGGAACCGGUAACCAGAUCACCGUGGAGGGCGUGUUCAGCCAGUUGAGGCAGUUCAUCUCCCAGGGCUUCCAUAGGCUAUCACAGGCGACCGCACAGGACUACUGCCGUAACCAGCAGAGGAGUCUGAUUCACAUCCUGCAACGGUAAGUUUGUCUUGAGACGCGGGAGAGGGUACUAUUAGCCUGUCGUCUUUUCCUAAUGAAUCCGCAUAACCGUUAGAGCUUGAUGUGUCGGUACGUUGGUGAGCAGGCACACCAAGUCAAAGCUGACAAUCUGUGUGUCAAGUGAUUGGCGCAUGUCCUUUACCGAGCAGACCAAGUAGAGAUGAUUUCUUCAUGUGGAGUGGUGACUUUCCACUUCGCUGAUGAUGUUGGCCAGGAAUUGGAUCAACAUCUGGAAAGCUGAACCGGCAGCUGACGAUGACUUUCGGGGUAACAGUGUACAUGUGCACCUAUCACAGUUCGUAAAUGUGUAGCAGUUUGCGGCAAUGCUUGUUUCGAUGUUUGUUUUCAUCAUUUCUCAGGUUUGCUGUAGUUUUUUAAGUUUUUAAGGAGCUUGGUCAAGACAUUUUCUUCCGUUUCCUGUGUAUCGCUCAAUAAGCUUUUUAGCUUGCGCGUGUGCAUACCUUGUUCUACCGUAGUACUCUUCUCAUGCAUGCCUUUGUUCUCCCGUAGCAUUGUGUAUGUCAGCUAGAAGCAUGAUAACGCUUGCAUCAAUCGUGGACUUAUUUAUGGUGGCUUGCUCCUCGUUCAUCACCUACGGCCCUGGUGGUCUCAGUCUUUCCAAUGUUUGUAAGGUCUCGUAGAGUAACCCUCUCAGUUCCGUAGUGUGCGUAACACGU